AGUCGCUUUUCUCAGGCGCCGCGGUUCUUUCUCCGCCUGCGUCUUCGGGGCAGGACGACACCGCCGCCGUGUCCCGUCAACGCUGAGGGCGGGUGCGUCCCGCGGUCCUGCGGAGAUUGGGCGGUAGCGUGUCGGGGCAGGAGCGGAACGCUACCCGUGGAGCGAUGUCCGGCGUGGGGGUGGAUUCCUGCGGGGGGUCGGGCUCCGGGGCCUGCGGCGGGGCGGCGGCGGCCUCCUCCUCCUCCUGCUCUCCCGGUGGCAGCGGCGGCAGUGGCGGGCUGUCGAUGUUCCGGUGGCUGGAGGUGCUAGAGAAGGAAUUCGACAAGGCGUUCGUGGAUGUGGACUUGCUGCUGGGCGAGAUCGACCCAGACCAGGCGGACAUCACUUAUGAGGGGAGGCAGAAGAUGACCAGCCUGAGCUCCUGCUUCGCGCAGCUCUGCCACAAGGCGCAAACGGUGUCCCAAAUAAACCACAAGCUUGAGGCACAGCUAGUGGAUCUGAAAUCGGAAUUGACAGAAACUCGGGCUGAAAAAGCAGUAUUAGAAAAAGAAGUGCAUGACCAACUACUGCAACUCCAUGCCAUUCAGCUUCAGCUUCAUGCAAAAACUGGGCAGAAUGUUGACUCGGGGGCAAUAAAGGCAAAAUUGGAGAGAGAACUUGAAGCCAACAAGAAGGAAAAGGUAAAAGAAGCCCAACUUGAAGCUGAAGUGAAGUUGCUCCGGAAGGAAAACGAGGCUCUUCGUCGACACAUAGCUGUGCUUCAGGCUGAAGUAUAUGGAGCUAGACUUGCAGCCAAAUACUUAGAUAAAGAACUAGCUGGAAGGGUUCAACAAAUUCAGUUGUUAGGUAGAGAUAUGAAAGGACCUGCCCAUGACAAACUUUGGAACCAGCUAGAAGCUGAAAUCCAUCUGCACCGGCACAAAACUGUGAUCAGGGCAUGUCGGGGUCGAAAUGAUCUAAAACGACCCAUGCAAGCACCCCCAGGGCAUAAUCCAGAUUCCUUGAAGAAGAGUCAAGGAGUUGGUCCAAUCAGAAAAGUUCUCUUGGUUAAAGAAGACCACGAAGGACUAGGCAUUUCAAUUACCGGAGGAAAGGAGCAUGGUGUUCCCAUCUUAGUCUCUGAAAUUCAUCCGGGUCAGCCUGCUGAUAGAUGUGGAGGUCUGCAUGUUGGAGAUGCCAUUCUGGCAGUUAAUGGAGUUAAUCUAAGAGAUGCCAAACACAAAGAAGCUGUAACUAUUCUUUCACAACAGAGAGGGGAAAUUGAAUUUGAAGUUGUGUAUGUUGCUCCUGAAGUAGACUCAGAUGAUGAAAAUGUAGAAUAUGAGGAUGAGAGUGGACAUCGCUAUCGUUUGUAUCUUGAUGAAUUGGAAGAAGGUAGCAAUUGUGCUUCCGGUAGAAAAGAUGGAAGUGGAGAUGUCAAACCAUUGCAAGUAUUUGAUAAGAAAGCAAGUAUUGAUGGCCAUGAAAAUGGAGACCUGGGGAAUACAAUUGAAACUGAAGAGACUGUAUCUAAACUAGCCCAGUCUUCUGAGAGCUUAGCCUAACCCCCCUGAAUGGGACUAGUCUCUCCCUUAAGAUGGGUUUCAUGGGCUGUUCUAUAUGAUAAAUGCCACAGAAAGUUACAGUGAAGGACUGUUCAUAAGGUAAAGAGACACUGUGUUACCAUUGUCUGUAAAAAAAAUCUGUUCUGGUUGCUUACCUCAGGGCUUCAUUAUGAGCAAGUCUAAAUGUGCAGAAUGUUCCACUUUUCUGAAAAGUUGCCCAUGAAUUAUAGCACUGAAGUAUUAUUUCCCCCCAAGACUUCUCUUGAGCUCAUUUUGUAUUGUUCCUACAAACACACAAAUAGAAAAAUACAGAAGAAGUGGGAUGCUUGGUUCUUCUCACAUAUACCAGAAACAACCAGCCAAACAAAAUGGCAUCCAUUUGCUAAUGAAAUAGUCUUCAGCUAACUUAACUUAAUAGUCUUUAGCUAACUAAAGCAUGACUUUUCAGUGGGGUUUUCUCAGCUUAGUCAGCUAAUGGUUUUAAAAUGCACCUUGUAGGAAGGUGAGCAGCAAAAAACCAAACUUCAUAAUAUACAAAAAUAGAUUUUGCUUUAAAUAUGCACAUGUAAGAUUUUAAAUAACGAUUAAGUAUUUAUUUUGAAGCCAUCUUAUACAUUUCUCCUUUCAAAUAUUCUUGCCAGUCACUGCUGGAUUUGAAUGUUUUCCUAAAGCAUCAAGCAGAAUACUAAUGCUAUUUUUUAAAAACACAGAAUGUGAAAUGGAUUUGACUUCAGUCUGUCCUUAAGAGUUGUAGGUGUGUCUAUUUUGUCCAAGCUGGGUAAGGUUGGAUUCAUGUAGUUGUCCAUCCUACUGCUCAAUAACUUUGUGGUCACUGCACAGUGUCAUAUAAGAACUAGCUUAUCUGAAGGAAUCCAGUGUUCAAUAGAUUCAUAAUUCUGUAUUUCUAAACUUGUAAAAUGUAGCUCAUUUAAAUUAGCUCUGGGCUGUUCCAAGGGCCCAAUUUCACCUUUGUCCUGUUCAUAUUGUAGAUAACUACAAAUUGAUCAUUCAGUUUCUAUUCACAAUAGGUCUGAUUGUAUUCUUAGUGAUUAUUGGGGAGGGGGGAUUUUUUUUAAUGGCAUGAAGAAAGGCUGUUUAAACUUGUUACUAAAAUUCUCUGCAAGAGCAGUAGGUUCGCGUGAUUCUUUUUAGUGUGGUAAGAGAGGCAAAUUAUUGGGCACAUAGUAAACAGCACUGCCUCAUUAUAAGUUAUAGUUAACGGCUAGUCAUCAGUUUAUGUGGGGUAAUUGACCAUGUAAUCAUUACCCAAGCCUCUAGUCAUAUGAAAAAUAAGUCGCUAGUAGGCCCCAAUCAUACAUGACUUUCUGGAGGCAAGAUUAUAGCAGCAAACUUGCUGUCAUAUAUUACAAGCUAACUGUCCAUGUGAGUAGAGCUGUUGUAGGAGAAGUUCUCUACUUUGAUAAUGGGGGGUUAAUAAUUACUAAUCAGAUUUCUAAUCAGUGGUCACCAUGCCAUCAGUGACUCAUGUCAUGCUAUGUUAAGAGGUUUUCAUGAACCAUCUAUGAAAAAGGGAGAGUCAAGUAUAUUCUGUAUCUUGUCAGGUUCAUGCAGGACUAGCAAAAAAAUUGUUAGAGCCCUAAUACUUCACAGAACUAUAUUUUUGGUAUUACUUUUUUAAAAACCCAAAUGUCCCAAAACCUGAAAGCUCGAGGCACUUUUAGAAUAUGUUGAUCUUAAUGGGAUUGUCUUGGCUAAAUUCUUGUACUGCUGUGUAUGUGUGCGUGUGUGUUUGUUUAGGUACAUGUGUGUAUACAUACCUACACACCCACAUACCCACAUAUAAACAUAUACAUAUGUGUCUUAUUAGAAUGUACACUCUCUGUAUGCAAAUGGUUAAAAACCAUGUAAUUUUUUAAAUUAUAGGAUAAAGCAUGAAACGCCUGCUUUCCAUUCACUUCCCUGCAGGCCAUUGAAAUGUAAUAUUUAAAGAUGUAUUUUGAGAGUGAAAAUAAUGUAACAUGAAACUUUGUAAGUGUUUUUUCUAUUGAUUGUACAUAAAUGGAGAAAAUAUAAAAAGGCCUUUAAUGUAAUGUCAGUUAACCUUAUGUUUAGUGUUGAAAAUGUUGUGUUAUAGAACACAGUUAAAUAUGUCUCUUCUAGGUGCACUACUUACAUAUUUAUAGAGAACUUUAAAAUGUAAAUACUGUAUGCAAAUAUUUUGCCAUUUAUAAUGUUGCUCAUAAAAUAACUUUUGUGCAUCAUUCCAGUCACUUGCUCAUGGAAUUGUAUUUAAUUUGCAGUAAAUUUUAAUUGCUGCCCCAA
Molecule: messenger RNA, 3827 nt
Organism: Candoia aspera
Lineage: Eukaryota; Metazoa; Chordata; Lepidosauria; Squamata; Candoiidae
Gene: GOPC
Product: golgi associated PDZ and coiled-coil motif containing
Exons: 8
Coding region: 165-1544 (459 amino acids)
Biological process (GO): negative regulation of protein localization to cell surface
Cellular component (GO): trans-Golgi network transport vesicle; membrane; Golgi apparatus
Molecular function (GO): transmembrane transporter binding
Source: RefSeq, a predicted model, not a curated record